UUGAAUUAGCUUUAUCUGCGCGCAUUGGGCUCCGGCAGUGCUCGCCGUAUUCGAAUUAAGCGAAGAAGAGCUGAGCAAUUUACUACAGUAGAAGCCGCAGGAAAAAAAAUGACGGGUGAAACCAAGUUCAGUGUGAUGGUGAGUCUAUUCGAGUGGAUUCAGAAGACAAAAUACUCCGCCAAGAAGCGCUCCAAGUUUCGUAAGUUUCUUGACACUUUCUGCAAGCCUGAAGACUACUUCUCCGCAAUUCGGUUGAUCCUUCCGAGUCUUGACCGAGAGAGGGGCUCUUAUGGACUCAAGGAGUCGGUUCUUGCCACCUGCCUCGUCGACGCUCUCGGCCUUUCCAAGGAGUCCCCAGAUGCUCUUCGUCUUUUCAAUUGGCGGAAAGGAGGCGCCAAGACCGGCGUUAAUGCCGGAAAUUUCUCUCUCGUCGCCUUCGAGGUACUCCAAUCCAGGCAAGUAAUGUCAUCAGCUGGGCUAACAAUCAAGGAAUUGAAUGACUUGCUUGAUAGGUUGGCUUUAAAUGAAAACAGGGCAGAUAAAACUUCAGUGCUUUCCACUCUGAUUAAGAAGACAAAUGCUCAGGAAAUGAAGUGGAUUAUCAUGAUAAUUCUCAAAGAUUUGAAAUUGGGAAUUAGUGAAAAGAGCAUUUUCCAUGAAUUUCAUCCUGAUGCGGAGGACUUGUUUAAUGUUACAUGUGACUUAAAACUGGUAUGUGAAAAGCUGAAGGAUCGAAGUCAAAGGCACAAGCGCCAGGAUAUUGAGGUUGGGAAGGCUGUGCGCCCUCAACUAGCUAUGAGAGUUAGUGAUGCGCAAUCUGCAUGGAAAAAGCUUCAUGUAAAGGAAGUGGUUAUGGAAUGCAAAUUUGAUGGUGACCGCAUCCAAAUACAUAAGAAUGGGGGAGAGAUACACUACUUUUCAAGGAACUUCCUUGAUCACUCUGAAUAUGGACAUGGAAUGUCAGGCAUUAUUACUCAAAAUGUUCUGGCAGAUAGGUGUAUACUAGAUGGAGAAAUGUUGGUUUGGGAUUCUUCUUCGAAUCGAUUUGCUGAGUUUGGUUCAAAUCAGGAAAUAGCAAAGGCAGCAAGGGAUGGACUUGAUAGCCAUAGACAGUUGUGCUAUGUUGCUUUUGAUAUCCUUUAUGUUGGAGAUACUAGUGUCAUUCACCAAAGCUUGCGGGAAAGACAUGAUCUUCUCCGAAAAUUUGUGAGGCCUUUGAAGGGUAGGUUAGAGAUUCUUGUACCUGAUGGGGGUCUCAAUGAUCGUCGUCUUCCUGGGGAACCGCCUUGUUCGCUCAUUGCUUACAAUGUGAAUGCUGUUGAGCGAUUUUUCGAGGAAACUGUUAAGAACAGAGAUGAAGGGAUCAUAUUAAAAGAUCUUGGCUCAAAAUGGGAACCGAGUGAUCGAAGUGGAAAGUGGUUGAAAAUGAAACCCGAGUACAUACAGGCUACUUCUGACUUGGACGUUCUUAUCAUAGGAGGAUACUAUGGCUCUGGACGCCAUGGAGGAGAGGUGGCCCAAUUCUUGGUGGGCCUUGCAGAGCGUCCUGCCCCAAAUACGUUCCCAAGGCGAUUCAUUUCCUUUUGUAGAGUGGGCACUGGACUAUCAGAUGAUGAGCUAGCUGCUGUUGUAACAAAAUUGAAGCCCUAUUUUAGGAAGUAUGAAUACCCAAAGAAAGGACCACCGAGUUUUUAUCAAGUUACAAAUAAUUCAAAAGAGAGACCAGAUGUGUGGAUUGAGAGCCCUGAGAAAUCAAUCAUACUAUCCAUUACUAGUGAUAUUCGGACUAUAAGUUCUGAGGUAUUUGCUGCACCAUAUAGCCUGAGAUUUCCCCGUAUUAACAGAGUUAGAUGUGACAAACCUUGGCAUGAAUGUCUUGAUGUGCAGUCAUUCAUAGAACUGGUGCAUUCAAGUAAUGGUACUACUCAAAAGGGGAAAGAAUCUGGAGUCCUGCAAGACAGCAAACAAACAGUAAAAAAAUCCUCCAAAAGGGGAGGAAGAAAGAAUGCAUCCAUUGUUCCAUCUCAUUUUAUGGAGACUGAUGUUUCUGAUGUGAAGGAGGAGACAUUAAUAUUUUCAAAAAUGAUGUUUUACUUUAUUAAUGUGCCUCCAACCCAUUCUCUUGAGUCCAUGCACAAAAUGGUUACUGAGAAUGGGGGAACUUUCUCAAUGAAUUUAAAUCAGUCAGUUACUCACUGUGUAGCAGCUGAAAGCAAGGGGAUUAAAUAUCAGGCAGCAAAGCGUCAUGGAGAUAUUAUUCAUUGCUCUUGGGUAUUAGAUUGUUGUUCACAAAAAAGCCUCCUUCCUUUACAGCCAAAGCACUUCCUCUUCCUCUCUGACGCUUCAAAGAAGAAGUUACAGGAAGAAAUUGAUGAAUUUUCUGAUUCUUACUACUGGGAAGUAGAUCUUGCAAACAUCAAACAGCUUCUAGACAACAUAAAUGCUUCAGAAGAUGCCAACAGAAUUGACUAUUUUAAGAGAAAGUACUGCCCUAAGGAUAAAUGGUCUCGCUUCCAUGGCUGCUCUACGUACUUCUACCUUCUAGCACAGUCUCUAACACCUGAUUGGGAAUCCGUGAUGGGACUUAAAAUGAGGAGGUUGAAGCUUGAAGUUCUUAUGGGGGGUGGUCAAGUCAGCAAUAAUCUUGCUAAUGCUACUCAUUUGGUGGUACUGACUGUUCCAGGAUCCACAGUGGAUUUUGAUUCUCUUAUAAAGAGUUUUACUGGUGCAGAGAAAUAUCUACUCAUGAACAGGAGAUUGCAUGUGAUUGGAUGUCAAUGGUUGGAGAACUCCUUGGAAACGGAGACAAAAUUGCAAGAGGACAUGUAUAGCUUGAAGCCUUUUGGAUUGCAAGAUUUGAAUAUUGAAGAGUGCAAAUUUGAUCCAGAUAGGGAAGAAGGCUCUUGUAAUUUUGAUGGUUUAGGAAACCAGAAACUUCCAUCGAUUACUGACAGCAAAGCAACAGAGGGAGAAGCUUCUAAACGUGCUCAGAUAACAGUCUCACCCAAAGGAGAUGCCAAACGAAAAAGAGGGAGACCUUUUGGCAAGAGUGUGAAGAGAGGAACAGGCCUUGGCCGAGCUCGAAGAACACGACCACGCAUUGGAAAGUCAGCUAAACUAUGUGAAAUUGGGUCAGAUGAAAGUGGUCCAUCUGGUGACGAUACAAAUGAGGGGGGAAAUAAAACGAAUAGGGGAAACCAAGAAAUUGAUGCUGAAGUUAGCAAUGAAGUUCCAGAAAUGAAACAAACUGGAAGAAGAUGAUUCAAAAUCGUCACACUUGAGCAAGGUAGCUGAAAAAGAGAUUGCUGAAGAUGAUGAUAAACAGGAAGAAUGGGUCUCUGAAGCUUAUGACGUUAAAAUUGGUGAAAAGAAGCAGGAUGAAGUUCCUGAUAUUGGAACCAGUGAACGGCAUUAUGAGCAGGGGAAAGAAAACACUGAGAAACUAGAAGUUAUGGUUGAUCCACUUCAUGCCAUGUUAAUUGACAUGAUUCCUAGCCUUGGAAUGAAGAGAGAGGAAACUAUGAACCCGAUUUUGGAUCGUGAAAAGCCCUCUGUUGAUCCUGCUGUGCAGCCUACUAAGAAAAAGAAAGUCAGCUACAAGGAUAUUGUUGGAGUGUUCAAGGAUUAAUAAGAAUGGCGUUAUCUAUUUUUUUUAAUGUGUUGCAACUUUUGCAAAUAGUUGUAAUUAGGGUUUAAAAUGUCAAAUUUUAUUUGAUGUAGCUUUACCGCACAAGUUUGAUGAAUAGGAUGUGUUCUCUUGCCUACAUUCUUGGUAAUGCACCUUGUUUAGUGCUUUA
This is a messenger RNA of Manihot esculenta (cassava), 3797 nucleotides long. Its product is annotated as DNA ligase 4. NCBI's taxonomy places the organism in Eukaryota, Viridiplantae, Streptophyta, Magnoliopsida, Malpighiales, Euphorbiaceae. Gene Ontology annotation, biological process: nucleotide-excision repair, DNA gap filling; DNA recombination; DNA biosynthetic process. Gene Ontology annotation, cellular component: DNA ligase IV complex. The record is from RefSeq and is a predicted model, not a curated record. The transcript has 27 exons. Bases 109 to 3261 code for a protein of 1050 amino acids. Gene Ontology annotation, molecular function: ATP binding; DNA binding; DNA ligase (ATP) activity.